Cyclocybe aegerita is the source of this 1545-nucleotide messenger RNA. Lineage: Eukaryota; Fungi; Basidiomycota; Agaricomycetes; Agaricales; Hemipholiotaceae. The record is from the annotation of a GenBank genome assembly.
AUGUCUGACCCCAUCCUCACUGAUCCCUGGCGCGUCAUCCGCGACCUCUACACCGCCUGCGACCCCGCGACCACUGAAAAAUUCCCGAAGUUUGUCACAGAGCACUUCAAAUCUCAUCUACAGGCUCCCGAUGUCUUCGCUCAAGUGCCCGUCCUCGACCUCAAGCAUCCCCCAGAAUCCUUCUCGGAUGGCUCGGUUGUCGUUUUUCACGCGAUGAUUCAAGACACAUCCAUUUCUCCGGAGCUAUAUCUCGCGUUUAGCGAGAACGGGGUGGGAGGCGGGUGGGGGCUACCAGACGGAGGCACUAAUCAGACCGGCGAUGUUCGAACCUCGGAUCUCCGCGAGUGCAGCGUGUUUUGGGCAGUGACUAUUCCAGGGUUGAGUGCAUGGUGUUUUGAAGGCAAUCCUCUCUCAGAAACCUCGGUCGCUCAUUGCUGCAUGCGACCCCAUAAGUACCCCGUGCCUGACGCGCCGCACAUCGGCGUACAGCUCAAGGCAAUAUCUACAUCUCAUGGGCAGAUAUACGAUGAAACGCUAGCGCGCCCUCUCCGGACGACUGACUUAUCAUCCUUCGUUGGAAUAUUGACGUCUGAGCCCGUUCAGGCUAGCUUGGAACAACCGACCCCAUCCAACGUUGUUACACUCCACGUCCUGUUUUCAAUAACGAUUCCGAGCUCGGUUAUUCCUAGACUUUUCCCAGACUCUAGCCUGAUUCCAACUAUUAAAUCCUUGCGGGAAGAAAUCAUUCAGUGGAUUGCAGAUGAAGGUCUCGCUGGAGACCGUUACGCGGCGGAAUGGGUCCUGUUAUGUGCCGUUGCGAGAGUUCGAUCGCGUACCCCACCUGUUCUACCCCUCUCAUUUACACUUGCAGGCUUUCCCCCUCCUCUUGGGGAUUCAAGCACAACGCCAACACUACAUCAUGUAUUAUCGCAACUAUUUCCUCUCGUCACAACCGUGCCUCUUUCCUUGAACAAUUUAAAUAAUACGUCGUCAUGUCCAGAAUCCAAGGAUGAAGACUUGCACAGUGGUUGGCUUCAGCAUCCUAAAGGAUCUAUUCUGCUUUUGACCGAAAGUGCUGUAACAGAAGGAGGGAUUUUCAACAAAGGCGUCAUGAACAUACACUCAGUGCAGGAGAUGAUGAGGGAUCAAAUACUGGAUUACAUCUUUCCUUUCAGCAGCUUCCGAUUUGACACAGAUUGCAGUUUCGUGAUAGUCACUGAAGGGAAGAAAAGCACAUUCUUCAAGGCAUGUAUCCAGACGAACAUCAAUGUCUUGCUGCGGCCUGUCCUGCCAGUGGACCGGGCGAGACAAGCACUCUACAAAUCUUCUGAUUUGAUUAGCUUGCCACCACCAGAUAAAUUGUCCCAGUUCCGUCGCCUUGUUGGUGGGUCGAAGAUUGGCCAGGUCACUAUUGGAGAGUCUACGGGCAAACAUAUCGAAGAGGAUUUUCUCCAAGAACGAUCCACAGCUACGAAGGGGGCCAAAGGCCAAGGUUUCACUCCUGACGACCUCGUUCAGCGCGUGCUUGUCGCAAGGCAAGUCUGA